UGUCUCCAAAAGUUUGGACAGAGAAAUUUUAAUUUUUAAUUUUUAUCAAUAAUACACGCGAUGUGAUUGGCCAACAGCCUAUCACGCUUGUGCUCUUACGAUGGAUUGUGCCCCGUUCAGACUCGCCCAGACGAUCAACCGUCCUCUCGAGCGUGCGCAAAAGGCUGCACAACUGCUGCACAAUGAGACGCGGCAGUGGCGUUGGCGUACUCCACAGACCCCUAACGAGGAGUCGCAUUCGUCCCCAUCUUCCCUGGAACGAGCCUCCAGCAUUUUCGUGGAUGGAUCUAGUGGCUCGCGUGAGAGCACUGACAAGGAGGAUUCGUCUGGUUUAUCGCAACCCUAUCCGUUGGGUGGCAGCGGAUCACUGGAUCACGAGCGAAUUAGCUAAAGACGGGAAUACACCGUCGGCACCACCGGCAGGCUUGGUAACGGGUCCACCAACGCAGUCUGCUUCACAAAAGCCCUCUCCACUUACGAAGCAGAUCUUGCCCAACUGGUCGCCAGUUUUGACGCUCCAGCUGUUCUGGACCCCAUUCAAGAGGUGCCCCUCGGUACUGGCGCAAAUGUCGCCAACUUGCAAGCAGUGCUUCCCAGUUCUGCCGAGGACCAGGCGUCCGACACAGCCGACGUGUCCCCAGACCAUGGAACCUCCUUCGCCCACCACCAGCGGAUGUUCCAUAUCCCAUUUCCGACCAUCCGGAGACUGACGCGCCGAUUCACAAUAGGAAGAAUAGUAAACGUGCCUUGCCUCCUCGCACAUUCACGGAGCCCGAAGCGUUACGCCAGUUGUCGUCGCUACAGCUUCAAUGCAUGGACAAGGAAGUCCCGGCGGACGCCAAUUUCGAAUCCAUCUGGUUGUGGCACGACAGGUAUUGCCACCUCUUUUCGGACCGCCUCCGGGCUUUGGCCCAGGAUAAAUGCGGAUCCGGCGGCAGUGAUUAAGCCAAUCAUUGAAACGUGCCCUGAGUGUAUUCGCACGGGGAAACCUACGGGUCCAACCAGGGGUCUGCUUCAGCAACUGGCUCGUCCCCAGGCAAUUGCUGAUGAGGUCAGCCUCGACUUUCCGACUAUCAGCGAGGAUUCGGGUGGUCCAGCCCUGUCCUUAUAGACCAUAGGGGCUGUCCUGUAACUUUAUUAUUAGGACUGUCAAUGUCAGUCCUAGGUGAUGACUCAUCACUUUGCGGUUAGGGUAUUCCGAUUUUUUUAGGGGUUUCCCGAGUCCCGGACCAAGGCCAGGCCUCGAGAAUACACAUGGACUAGCAGGAAUAGAUAGGACCAACUUGGUCGUUAAAAGGACAGGACCCAUUCUGAGCGUCCUUUGGUACACUAGAGUAGUCAAGGUAGCAGACAUCUACCUUAGUUCCUUAUAGUAAACUUUGUCUACUACAGAACCCGUUUUAUAUAAGAAAAACAAGACUCGGCGUAAGCCUCCAACUCUUUGAAGCCGAAGACUGGGGGGGUUGUAAUACAGCGGCAUUAGUGUACCUGGAUGUGACGUCAUGAGGACUAAUUGUCCAGAUGUUUAAUUUAGAAGGCUAUGUCCAGACCCUAGAUUAAGGACUAGGACCUGGAUUUCUGUGGGACAUCUUGGAUAGCGGACAGACACUCGGACUGGGGACGAAGACCCUGCCUUGACAGGACACAUGGGCCCUGCUGAACCAGUCUCUAGAGUGGAAGGAAACUAUCAUGUCUACAU
Molecule: messenger RNA, 1699 nt
Organism: Sphaeroforma arctica JP610
Lineage: Eukaryota; Ichthyosporea; Ichthyophonida
Exons: 1
Coding region: 183-710 (175 amino acids)
Source: RefSeq, a predicted model, not a curated record